AUGCUUCGUCGCAACGGAAAGCCGACCUCCUGCGAGCCAUGCCGGCUCUCUAAGGUCCGCUGCGACCAUGCUACCCCCAUAUGUCGCCGUUGUCACUCUCGAGGCAUUGUGAACCAGUGCUACUACCACCCCGCCCCCUUGACGCGAGUCAGGGAUGGAGGUAUUGGACGGCCUCGUGCAGCUCAACACCGUGGCGCCCAUCGCCAGUCUCUGUUGAACGUGCAUGACUUGAGUCCGACGCCGGAGGUCGCGAAUGUCUUGCCUGAGACCGGCUCCGACACCAAACACAGCCAAGACUCGGAAUUCUUAGGCUCAACGAGCUACCUGUCCGUCUUCAAAGAGACCCCGCGCGGGAUCUCAGGGAAGGCAAACCGAUCUCUCUACACCGAGUUCGAGUACUGGCGCACCGAGCAUGCCUAUGCAUCCUCACGGCUGAUCCGUCUGGCCUCCGCCAUGGCUUUCCACCGGGAGCAGAUAGAUUGGUACCAUCGCGUAAGCCGCUUCACGGUCGUCCCAGCCCCGCUCAUCCUGGACUCGCUGGACCGAGUGCAGGAGUACAUCCGGCGUCACCCCUGGGAUGUAACGAGAAAUUGGAAGGGACUGUACGAGCAGAUCACGGCCGCGACCGGACGGCCCCUCCACGUCUCUAGGGACAUGUCCCCGGGUGACUUCUACGCGCAAUUCACCGGGCCGAACCUGCGGUGGGAGUUCAUCGCCCUGAUCCUCACCUCGUCGGGUAUUAGUACCAUGGUACGGUAUCCGGGUCACCACGUGGUGGAGCUGGGGACUGGGGAGAAGAUGACCGUCGAGAUGUUCAUGAAGGAGAUGGUCUUGGCCAGUAACGCGUGCAUCGAGAUUAGUAAACAGUUCGGCCACGUCAAUGAUCUGAUCUUGUGGGCACGGUAUAUGCAUGUUCAUUUGGCAAUGGAGGUGCUGGGCGAUACCAGUGAGCGAAUGUACAGUCUUUUCGGAGACCUAAUCUCGAACAUCUACACCAUCGGGCUCCACCAUCAGCCCUUACGUGAUGUGCCUUUCUUCCUGGCGGAGACAAGGAAACGGAUGUUGGCUGUCGCUCAUCGCACGGACAAGAGCCUUGCCACCCUCAUGGGACGACCUCCCCGUCUGCCGCAUCAGUACUGCGAUGCAGCUCCGCCGCUUGACAUCGCGGAUGAAGAUCUUUUCCUCGACAGCGCCUCGCUGAAUGCCGUACUAGCAGGUCUAGACGAUCAAGGAUGGCACCGCGAAGCGAGGUUCAUGCCCGCAACAGUGAUGCGCAUUCGCCAUUUUCUGUCUACGCUUCGUGAACAGGUCCUCGAACUAUCCCUGGGCAACAAAUCAGCCAGUGACUAUGGCGAGCGUGUUCUGAAAACUUACCACCUAUGCCAAGAAGUCUCGAACAAGAUCCCCUCGCGCUUCCACUAUGACCCCCUCUGCUGGAACAGCUGCGACCUGAUGGAGUCUCUCGCGCGAAUCCUAAUUCAGUUCGACUACCAAUUCAGCGUCCUGCACCUGCAACGCAUCCGCUGCAAAGAAAACAGCGACGCAACCGGAGACUUGAUGGACACCUCCCUGCAGGUCCUAAACAUGGUCAUGGAUCUGACGCGCAACUACCAGUCCCACCGAGUCCAACGACAGUUCGCUUGCAUCUACCUAGCCUACGGCAUCCCCGCCGCCGGAAUCCUGGUCACAGAGCUCCACAGUCACACUCUCGCCAAUCGGCCUUUCCCUGCCUCCACCCCACGCUCGGAAAUCAUCCGCUCGCUGAGUGUGCUGAUCGCCUGGGUGCAGAGCACUGAGAUGCCGCCGUCGGCCACUGCCGUUGCAGCGAGGGAGCUGACGAAAGUGAUUAGUCGGCUGCUGGACGAUGCGUUGAAUCAUCAGCAUGGGGCCAGUGUUGCGGUUGCGGAGCAGGCUGAGAAUCCGGCUGCUGGUCCGCUGGUUCGGGAUGCAGACGAGUUUCUGCCGCAGGGGCUUGGGGAGGGGUUUCAUUUGCCGUCUGAGGCUCUGGGCGUGGGCUUGGCUAGUGAGGAGUUUUUGAGUUGGUUGGAUGAGUUGGAUUUGGAUAUGAUCUCUGGGGAGAGGUUCAUAUAA
This is a messenger RNA of Aspergillus homomorphus CBS 101889, 2091 nucleotides long. Its product is annotated as putative transcription factor. Gene Ontology annotation, biological process: DNA-templated transcription; regulation of DNA-templated transcription. Gene Ontology annotation, cellular component: nucleus. Gene Ontology annotation, molecular function: zinc ion binding; DNA-binding transcription factor activity, RNA polymerase II-specific; DNA binding. The record is from RefSeq and is a predicted model, not a curated record. Bases 1 to 2091 code for a protein of 696 amino acids. The transcript is spliced from 5 exons. Lineage: Eukaryota; Fungi; Ascomycota; Eurotiomycetes; Eurotiales; Aspergillaceae.